AUGUUUGAUCUUUUCGAAUUAUCAGAUGUAAAAUCAAUCCUUAAAUAUGCAAAUUUAAACUUAGAUAACUUUAGUCAGCUUCUCAUGCAAUCAGCACCUAUUUUUAAAUUACCUGAUCUUUGCAAAUGUAUUGUCAAUACCAAUGUUCGUAUCAAUAAUAUUCGAGAAGUUAUUUUAUUAUUAAAAUCAAUCAGAAAAUACAUGAAUUUCGGAAUAUUUGAUCAAGCCAUUGCCAUUUUAAAACAAACUAGCAAUGAAAUAGAAUCACUUCAAUCUCAAACAGAUCGUUACAGAAAAGUAUAUCUUGAACAGAUUGAGAAAUUCAAAAAUUCCAAUGAUUUCAAAAGCAUUUAUGAAUUUUUUGAGAAAUUGUCAACUAAAGAAAGGAAAGAUAUGAUUCAACAAGCAUGCGAUGAAGGUUUGAACAAUAAGAAAGGAGAAUACGGAAGAAAUAUACUUCAUGAAGCAUCAUGCAGAGGAAAUCUUGCACUUGUUAAAAAUCUGAUUGAAUGCAACUGUGACAAAGAAGCACCAACAAAGUUUGGAUAUACUCCCUUAAUAUGUGCAUCAUAUUAUGGACAUCUUGAUGUUGUAAAAUACCUUAUAUCAGUUGGAGCCGAUAAAGAAGCAAUAAGUGAUGAUCAGGAAACACCGUUAAUUUGGGCAUCAUAUAGAGGUCAUCUUGAAAUUGUCAAGUAUCUAAUUUCUGUAGGAGCCAAAAUGGAAUCAAAAAGCUACUUUGGAUGGACACCUCUUAUUUGGGCUUCACGUGAAGGCAACCUUGAUAUUGUUAAGUAUCUUAUACAAAAACAUGCCAAAAAAGAAGAAAAGGAUUAUGACGGUUGGACACCUCUAAUUCAUGCCUCAGCAGAAGGUCAACGUGAUAUUGUGAAAUAUUUGAUAUCAAUCAACUGUAACAAAGAAGCAAGAGAUGAUGAUGGAUGGACCCCACUUAUUUGGGCCGCUUAUAACGGCCAUCUCGAGGUGUUUAAAUACCUCAUAUCUCAAGGAGCUAAUUUACAUGCAAGGGAUAAUGAUGGAGAUACAGCAUUGGAUUAUGCAAAACGUGAAGGUCACCGCAAAAUUGUUAACUACAUUUAUUCGUUAGACACAAAUUAA
Trichomonas vaginalis G3 is the source of this 1119-nucleotide messenger RNA. RefSeq names its product ankyrin repeat protein family. Gene Ontology annotation, molecular function: protein binding. The transcript has a single exon. The coding region runs from base 1 to 1119 and encodes 372 amino acids. Lineage: Eukaryota; Parabasalia; Trichomonadida; Trichomonadidae. The record is from RefSeq and is a predicted model, not a curated record.